AGAGCCGACGCGGGCUUCUGACGUCACGGCGCCAUGGCCGCCUGCGCGCAGCUCCCGCCCGAGGUCCAGCUGGCCCAGCGCCUGGCGGGCAACGAGCAGGUGACCAGGGACCGGGCUGUGCGGCGGCUGCGGAAGUUCAUCGUCGCCAGGACCGAGCAGGCCGCAGGUGGCUUCACGCACGACGAGCUGCUGAAGGUGUGGAAAGGGCUGUUUUACUGCAUGUGGAUGCAGGACAAGCCUCUCCUGCAGGAGGACCUGGGGAAAACCAUCUCGCAGCUCCUCCAUGCCUUCCAGACCACAGAGGCCCAGCACCUGUUCCUGAGGACCUUCUGGCAGACCAUGAUCCGAGAGUGGGUCGGGAUUGACCGUUUGCGCCUGGACAAGUUCUACCUGCUCAUGAGGAUGGUCCUGCACGAGUCCCUGAAGGCGCUGCAGAUGCGCGGCUGGGAGGAGAGGCCCAGGGAGCAGCUGCUGGAGCUUCUCACUGCCGAGAUCCUGCACCCCGACAGCCAGGCCCCCGGCGGGGUCAAGAGCCACUUCCUUGACAUCUUUCUGGAGGAGCUGACCAAAGUGGGCGCCGACGAGCUGACGGCCGAGCAGAACCUCCGCUUCAUCGAGCCCUUCUGCAGGAUGGCGGCCCAGACCGGCGAGUGUGUGGGGGCUGCGGGGGCGGCACACCCUCACGCCCUUCCUCACCCGCACACACUAUGGCCCUGCCUUCCCUGGCUCCACAGUCACGCGCUCACCCUCCUCCCCUGCAGUCCUGUGGUCCUCCACCACGUCACCUGCGGCAUCUUGGAGCCCAUCAUAGAGCAGGCCCCACUGGCCAUCGAGGCACUGAUGGAUGAACUGGACACGCAGCGGGGUGCGGACAAGGACUCGGAGCAGGGGUGGUCUGCAGAUGGGGCAGAGCCUGACGAGGAGGAAGAGGAGGACGACGAGGAGGAGGAGAAGGAGGAAGAAGACAUAGAGGAGGAGGGGGAGGCUGGGGACAAUGAUGAUGAGGACGACACUGAGGCCGUCCUGCAGUUCGACUAUGAGGCCGUCGCCAACAGGCUCUUCGAGAUGGCCAGCUCCCCGAGCACCCCCUCCCACAACAGGAAGCGGCUGUACAAGGUGGUCCGCAGGCUGCAGAACCUGGCGGAAGGCGUCUUCCCGGAGGAUGACGUCCCCGAGAAAGUGUAUGAGAAGCUGCAGGCUGGCAGGCGGCCACGGAAGGCCAGGAGGAGCCUGCCCAAGGCCCGGAAGCCCCGGGACCCCGGGGACCCUGAGAUGCAGGAGCCCCGCCCUGAGCAGCCCGGUGGCCCUGGCAGAAGGGGGGCCCAUAAGAAGUGCCGCAGGCCAAGGCCGCCCAGAAGGAAAGCAAAGGCGGGUGGACAGGAGCCCCCGAGGAAGAAGAGUCGGCGGGGCCGGAAGUGACGUCGCCGGGCCAGCCCCAAGGGCCGGUUCCUGGACUCGGGGUGUGUGGGGGCAGAGGGCAGGGCCGAGGGCCGCGUCCUGCCCGACCGUCGCCUGCCCUGGACUGAGCGAGCCCCAGAGGCUGCCUGCUGACCGCGGGCGGGGGCGGGCGGCGUGGAAUAAAGCGGCACCCUGUG
Messenger RNA from Sorex araneus (European shrew), 1595 nucleotides. It is a transcript of the gene RRP1, whose product is annotated as ribosomal RNA processing 1. The record is from RefSeq and is a predicted model, not a curated record. Gene Ontology annotation, cellular component: nucleus; preribosome, large subunit precursor; preribosome, small subunit precursor. NCBI's taxonomy places the organism in Eukaryota, Metazoa, Chordata, Mammalia, Eulipotyphla, Soricidae. Bases 34 to 1419 code for a protein of 461 amino acids. The transcript is spliced from 12 exons. Gene Ontology annotation, biological process: rRNA processing.